Molecule: messenger RNA, 2364 nt
Organism: Closterium sp. Naga37s-1
Lineage: Eukaryota; Viridiplantae; Streptophyta; Zygnematophyceae; Desmidiales; Closteriaceae
Source: the annotation of a GenBank genome assembly
AUGUACCUGGGGGCCAAGAUUGGGUUCCUGGGGGCCAACGGAGCGGGCAAGAGUUCCCUCAUGCGCAUUCUGGCGGGGAAAGACACGACGUUUGAGGGGGAUUAUCACACUGACCUCCUCCACCCCCUCCUCCCCUCCUCCCCCUCCUCCCCCUCCUCCCCCUCCUCCUUGCCCUCCUCCUCUCCCUCACCCCCCCAGGUCGCUCCCAACGGCAAGGAGAUCUUAAAGAACAUCAGCCUGGGCAUGUACCUGGGCGCCAAGAUUGGGUUUCUGGGAGCCAACGGAGCGGGCAAGAGUUCUCUCAUGCGCAUUCUGGCGGGGAAAGACACGACGUUCGAGGGGGAUUAUUACAUUGAUCCGAGCAUCAAGAUUGGGUACCUGGAGCAGGAGCCGCUGCUGGAUGAUGGGGUGACUGUUAUGGAUAAUAUCGAACCUGCUCUUAAGGAGACCAAGGACCUGCUUCAGGAGUUUGAGGAGGUGAGAGGGUGGGGAGGAGGUGAGGAGGUGAGUGUGGCGAUGGCGUCAGCGGGCGAUGCAGACAUGGACAAGCUGAUGACUCAGAUGGAGCGCCUGCAGACCCGCCUGGAUGCCUGCAACGGCUGGGAGCUCGACAGGCAGCUUCAGAGCCAUGGAAGCGCUGCGCUGUGCUGCCCUCCAGGGGACGCCCCCGUGGCCCACCCAAGUGCUGCUGCUUCUCAGUUCCACUUGCACCGCUCUCCACCCCCCUCUACCUCCCUGCCUCCCGUGCUUCUAGAGAGCCAUGGAUGCGCUGCGCUGCGCUGCCCUGCUGGGGAGACCCCCGUGGCGAACCUGAGUGGUGCUUUCACAAGCCCCUCGUGCCCUGAUCCCUGUUCUCAAACCCACUUGCACCGCUCUCCACCCCCCUCUACCUCCCUGCCUCCCGUGCUUCUAGAGAGCCAUGGACGCGCUGCGCUGCCCUGCUGGGGAGGCCCCCGUGGCGAACCUGAGUGGCGGGGAGAGGAGGCGCGUGGCCCUGUGCCGGCUGCUGCUGCAGGCGCCCGACAUUCACUCCCUGGACGGACGGACGAGCCCACGUUCGCUUUUGAGUCGACUCAAAAGCUGGACGGACGAGCCCCCGUUCCACCACCUCGACUCGAUGCAGCAGAGGCGGUGGCGCGUGCGGCAUUCUGUUUCUGGACGAGCCCACGAACCACCUGGACGCGGAGGCGGUGGCGUUUUGAGACGACCAGCCGCAUCCCUUCUGUAUCUCGCUCACACCUUGUCUAUCCCUCUCCUACCCGCCAUAUCCCCUCCCCUCCUCCACUGCAGGCGCCCGACAUUCUGUUUCUGGACGAGCCCACCAACCAUCUGGACGCGGAGGCAGUGGCAUGGCUGGAUGGAGGCACUCACUCACCAUCCCCCUUCCCCCUCCACACUCCCCUUUACCUCUCCCGCCAUCAGGCGCCGGACAUUCUCUUCUUGGACAAGCCCACCAACCACCUCGACGCGGAGGCAGCACCGGACAUGCUCUUCUUGGACGAGCCCACCAACCAUCUGGACGCGGAGGCAGUGGCGUGGCUGGAGCGGUAUCUGGCUGAAUUCAAAGGCACCGUUGUGGCCAUCACUCACGACCGCUACUUCCUGGAUAAUGUUGCAGGGUGGAUUCUGGAGCUUGACCGUGGGCAGGGCAUUCCCUUUGAGGGUAACUACUCCGCUUGGCUCGAGAGAAAGGCACAGCGCCUGGGGGCGGAGGAGAAGCAGCACUGGCAGCUUGCUCUAACAACCCCCAAAAUGCAUUCAAAAAACACAUGGGUGGAAAGGAGCACAGCAGCAGCAGCAGCAGUAGCGUCACGCUUACCACCAUUCGCCCUCUCUGUUUCCCUGUGCCCAGGUGGCGGGGUGGAUUCUGGGGCUGGAUCGUGGGCAGGGCAUCAGCAGUCAUCAGCGACCCUUACAAGAAUUCCUCAUUUCUUUUUCUUCCUCUCUAUUGCCUUUUCUGAGGUGGCGGGGUGGAUUCUGGAGCUGGAUCGCGGGCAGGGCAUUCCCUUUGAGGGCAACUACUCCGCUUGGCUCGAGAACAAGGCGCAGCGCCUGGGGGCGGAGGAGAAGCAGCAAUCGGCGCUGCAACGGGUUAUGGAGAGGGAGAUGGAGUGGAUUCGGCAGAAGGCCAAGGGGCAACAGAAGAAGGGCAAGGCGCGCAUGCGAGCGUAUGCAGAGCUCAACCCCACUUUCAGUUCCCCCCUUCCCAAUCCCCCAGACCCGCGUGCAAGCAUACGAGGAGGUAGUGAUUUGGGAGGAGGUAGUGAUUUGGGAGGAGGUAGUGAUUUGGGAGGAGGUAGUGAUUUGGGAGGAGAAACUGGAGAGCAUGUUGCUGUCUUGUCCACCAUUCCCGCCUGUCCCUGA